Hibiscus syriacus is the source of this 723-nucleotide messenger RNA. Its product is annotated as putative glycine-rich cell wall structural protein 1. The transcript has 2 exons. The record is from RefSeq and is a predicted model, not a curated record. Lineage: Eukaryota; Viridiplantae; Streptophyta; Magnoliopsida; Malvales; Malvaceae. The coding region runs from base 1 to 723 and encodes 240 amino acids.
AUGGUUCUCUCGGUUUGUUUAUCCUUGGGGUUGAGUUCGGCUAAUAGGUUCCUAUUGGACCAAGCCAACCUCGUCUACACAAGCAUGGACCCUGGUGUCCAUGAACCAAUAAAGAACCCUACUGACGAAAAACUUGGCGUUGGUUAUGGAGUUGGAAUUGUCAAUGGAAAUGGUAUCGGGUAUGGCAUUGGACAAUCAUGGGGACAAUCAGGAGAAGGUAUUGGGUAUGGUGUUGGACAAUCAGGAGAAAGUCUUGGGUAUGGUAUUGGACAAUCAGGGGGACAGUCAGGAGAAAGUAUCGGGUACGGCAUUGGCGAAUCAGGGGGACAAUCAGGAAAUAACAUUGGAUACAACAUUGGGCAAUCAAGAGGACAAUCAGGAAAUAACAUUGGAUACAACAUUGGGCAAUCAAGAGGACAAUCAGGAGAAAGUCUUGGGUAUGGCAUUGGACAAUCAGGAGGGCAGUCAGAAGAAAGUAUUGGGUACGACAUUGGGCAAUCAGGGGGACAGACAAGAAAUAGCAUUGGGUGGGAACAACGGGUGUGGUGGACCGGGGGUGGAGUUGGGACUGUAAUUGGAUCCGGACAAAAUGGAGUUGGUGUGGGAUAUGGUUCAGGUGGUGUUACUCCUGGAUGUAACGUGGGCAAUUGUGGUGGAAACUGUGUACAAUCCUCGAGUGAAGCUACCAAAGAGAUGCCAAAGACUAUUAAAACAAUUACUUAG